UCCGCUGUUAAGCGCCUCCCCAUUUCUCUAAACUACAUUAUAAUGCAACCAACCUCCCUUUUAACCACAAACCGAAUUUGCUUUCAUUUAGUCUAUAUAUAUUUCUUAAAUAGGUUAAAGUCAUAGAGAUUUUUUUUUUGGAAUAGCAUUUCGCCCUGGAGCGGUGCGCAAUGCUAUCUCAUGCCGACCUCCUGGAUGCUCGCCUCGGGAUGAAGGAUGCCGCCGCGGAGCUCCUGGGCCACAGGGAGGCUUUGAAGUGCAGGCUCGGCGGAGGGGGACCUGACCCGGGACACUCCGGGGAGCUCGGCCCGGGCCCGGACGGCGUGGAAGGGGCCACGAUGCUCCCGGGUGAUGAUAUCAGCAGCGGCGGAGGAUCCAACACGGUGCAGGUGAACAGCAAAGAUCAGGAGAAGCAGCAGCAGCAGCAGCAGCAGAACAACAACAACAACUCCAACCAGUCCGGAGGGCAGCAGUCCCAGAAACAGAAGCGGCACCGGACCCGCUUCACCCCGGCGCAACUCAACGAGCUGGAGAGGAGCUUCGCCAAAACGCACUACCCAGAUAUCUUCAUGCGGGAGGAGCUGGCUCUGAGGAUCGGCCUGACGGAGUCCAGAGUGCAGGUCUGGUUUCAGAACCGACGCGCCAAGUGGAAGAAGCGCAAGAAGACCACCAACGUGUUCCGGGCUCCGGGGACUCUCCUGCCGACGCACCACGGCCUGCCUCAGUUCCCGUCCGCCGCGGCAGCAGCGGCGGCCAUGGGCGACAGCCUCUGCUCCUUCCACGCCAACGACACCCGCUGGGCCACGGCCGGGAUGCCCGGCGUGUCUCAGCUGCAGCUACCGCCGGCUCUGGGCCGCCAGCAGGCCAUGGCUCAGUCCCUGUCUCAGUGCAGCCUCGGCGCCGGGCCACCGCCCAACUCCAUGGGUCUAUCCAACAUGUCGUCAAACGGCUCCGGGCUGCAGUCACAUCUCUACCAGCCCACGUUCCCCGGGAUGGUUCCCGCCUCCCUAUCCGGCCCGACCAACGUGACCGGCUCGCCUCAGCUGUGUAGCUCCCCGGACAGUGACGUCUGGAGAGGGACAAGCAUCGCCUCGCUGCGCCGCAAAGCGCUGGAGCACACAGUAUCCAUGAGUUUCACCUAGUGCCGAGGUUCCGGCGGGAAGAGCUUUUCUUUCACCCACACAGAGAUCUUCUGCAUUUAGUUCUUACUCACCCAGUCCAUGCAAACGGUGCACCGGGAAAAAUACAACCAGGAUACUUGAUCACAUCACGAACCGCAGAGCUGGCAUUUUUUUCUCCCGCAUCUCAAACCAGAGGGAAAACUGACGCUAUUUAUCAGGCCCGUUGGCCUUUAUCGAGCAUAGGGCUGGUUCUGUUUGAAGCUAUAAUUUAUUAUUUCGCAUGUAGCGUAUGACGACUAUUUAUUUAUCUAUUUAAAUUAACUUAUUGGUUUGUUCAGUAUUUAUUUGUCUGGCUCCUGCAGCCCUCGCUUUUACCGCUGCAGGGCCUUCAGUGACAUUUGCUUGGUGACUGACGGUUUUUUGCAGUGGAUACUUUGAAAUACAAAACUAUAGGUUAUUACAGAUUUCCGUUUUCAAACCUGCUGCACAGCAUGCAACUCUGGAGGGCCAAAGGCACGCGCGGUGCACGUGCAGAGACAAGACAACCUGGAAGCUGAAAAGAAUGAGAACACGAGGAGAUGGAGAGAGGGAGGUGGGGGGGAGUGUUGAGUGGGGGUGAGGAGGGGGGGGGG
This is a messenger RNA of Seriola aureovittata, 1753 nucleotides long. RefSeq names its product orthopedia homeobox a (gene otpa). The transcript has 3 exons. Gene Ontology annotation, molecular function: DNA binding; DNA-binding transcription factor activity, RNA polymerase II-specific. Bases 171 to 1142 code for a protein of 323 amino acids. Gene Ontology annotation, biological process: neuron differentiation; regulation of DNA-templated transcription. Lineage: Eukaryota; Metazoa; Chordata; Actinopteri; Carangiformes; Carangidae. The record is from RefSeq and is a predicted model, not a curated record.